AUGGCAGAGUUCGGAUGGACGCUGGCGUUCAUCCUGGUACCUGCUUUCGUCAACACCGCUGUAUCAAUAAGAAUGUAUUCGCAGGAUAAGCAGCAGGAUUCCUUGUCAAAUGAGUUCACAAAACGUAAGUGGCUCAGGAUCUUCAUAUUGGUGUUACAAAUGGCUCCUAUAUUGCGGUUUGCUGAUGCGCUUAUUUACGCAGUCAAAUCCCGACGCGCUGAGCGCAAGAAAGAUCUGGCGGCACAGCAAAUGUACUACAAGUUGAUGCUGAAAGAGGACUCAGAUGCGGCCCUACUCAGAAUAUUCGAGUGUUUCCUAGAAGCAGCUCCUCAACAGGUGCUUCAGACUAGUUUGCUGUUGAGAGUGAAUCAAGAGUUUGCUGUUCAUCAGGUUCUGUCAAUAGCAUCAUCAAUAAUAGGCAUGGGCUGGUGCUUGGCAGCAUACCAGCGAGCUGUGCGCUUUGCACAACAAGACAAGGACAACAUGAGCUGGGUCGGAACUGCCUUGCAGACUAUGUUUCAUUUUCUUGUUACAUUGAGCCGCAUAAUAUCAAUAUCCAUCAUCGCUUUUCUCUUUCCGCAUUGGACGAUUCUAGCCUGCGGAAUUCAUAUCCUCAUCACCGCUACACUUCUCCAGAUUUUCGACCGUUCCCCGUUCUGUUCGCACACCUGUCUCGGCAGCAUUUCUUUCUCUAUCGCACUCGGGGGCGUUUACCUCUUCACAUACAUCAUUCCAGUUGAAGGCAAAACGAGAUAUAGGUUCUUUCACCCCAAAGUCAGUAAAAAGGAGUUCGCUGUUUCGUUCAGGAGUGGGAAUGAGAUGAGCUAG
Messenger RNA from Arctia plantaginis, 828 nucleotides. Lineage: Eukaryota; Metazoa; Arthropoda; Insecta; Lepidoptera; Erebidae. The record is from the annotation of a GenBank genome assembly.